GCAUAUUUGUUGUAUGUGUCUCUGUGAAUGUUAAACUCUUUUACAGUUAGUCUGCCUCCCUGCUCUUACCUGGUCCCUUCUCAUACAAAGCCACUUCCCUAGUUCCCCUCGGUACCAUGAGCCUGUCUGACCUGUACAUCCAGCCUGUCUGAAGCAUUUAGGAGAAGGAAUGAUGGGCAUUCAUGCUCCCAAGGGCGAGAAGUCUGAUCCAAGCCCAAGAAAGUGUCGGUCUUGGUACUGUCAAAAUCAAAGUAGUUCCUCCUCUCUAGAAAUGCCAUUUGAGGGAAUAAUUAAAAAGAAGGGGAGGGCAGGGGCACAGAGGGCUUCCUGUAGAUAAGCAACAUAGGUGAUUAUCGGCAGGAGUUGGUGGAAGGAAAGAACCAAUUUUUGCUAGCAAAUUGUAGGGAAAGCCCUGUAAUUUUGGAAAAACACUUUUUUUUUUGGACAAACAUUUUAAUGGAUAAAGGAGCCAAGAAAUUUGGACCUGAUAUAAAGAUGGUAUUUUAUUCUGCUAUGACCAGAUAAGUAUUAGUUGUAGUAAUUAAUGGAGGUUUUGUUUUACCAUGUGCUUUAAGAAACUAGCCAUUACCAAUUGUUCUUGAAUUUUAAUACUCAUUUUCAGAAGUUAAGAGUUGUCACAGAGUUUUGGCAUGGACUUUUCUGUUGGCUUAGAAUUGCUGAUAAAGCCUGAAAGAUGAAAAAAGUCAUAUUCCCCUACAUUCUAAAGGGUACCACAAGAACUGGGCACAUGCUCCCACAGGAUUCACUAGGAAGUGAGAAAUUCACAACCUCUCAUUCCUAGGCCCCCACUGACAUAUAACCAUGCAACAGGGUCAGAUCCAGAGGAGAGGAUCCUUGUGGUGGUAGGGUGAGUCCCCUGGCCCUCCCCACAGGGCUGGGGGAAUCAGGCACCAAGAGAAUGACUGGAGAUAUUGGGGGCAUCUGACAUCACUGGAGCUUGCUGUCUUUAUCUCCAGCAAAACCACAAGCCCACUUCAGGGCUACUACUCCGAGUUCUUAGGAGAGCUUGCACGUGCGCCUGAAGAGUGGGUAUUCGGUGGUAAGGAGGUGGGGAGGAAUGUAACAGACAGGUACCAGCAACUGUCUGGAGAUUUCUGAAUGGAGGGGUGUUCUGGUGGAGUAACCCCACCAGCAGAAUGUGAAGGCCUCUGAGCAUCCGCCUUUGUGCUGUGCCUUGGAAAAAAAGGACAGGCCCAAUCUCUCCGAUUUCUUUGCCAUCAGAGGUCACAAAACAGGAUUUCAGUGGAUCCUGGGUGGGGUGACCAUAUGUAUUACUGAUCAGCUAAACCAGGACCAUUGAGCUCAUUCUCAAGGGGGAGCUAACCAGACGGGAAGCUGGGACUGUGCUGACAAACUGGGAGAUACGUUUAUCCUACGCCUGAGCUCCCCGGAGGAAAGAAGUCAGAGGGUGGGCAGGAGCAAUGGCUCUGUGUCCCAGGGGCUGCCCCACCAAACUAGCGGGUGAUCCACCUGGAGAGGGGUUGGAGGUGAGGACAGAACUAGGCUACCCCUCUCUGAGUGAAUAUAGUGGGCUGGGAUGAAGCUGCACACAGCCCACAGACUGGCGCGCAUCUCCCUGUGAGGAGGCCGCCUGCUGGGGCAGGCCACCGGCCCUGGGCUCAACAGGACUAACACAGCGGACCGGCACCUUCCUUCUUAGCCCUCACCUGACCCAUGCGGGCUGGGCAUGCGAGCAUCUAAGAAUCAGGUAUGAAUUUUGAGUUUUGAACUGGUCUCAACUAAGUUUUAAUAACCGUAAGUAAGCACAAAAUUGCUUUUUCUCAGGUUAUGAGCUCCUAAAGGGGGUUUGAUAGCCUGGCGAGGGCGAGAAAGCCGUUUAAAAUGGUGACACCAGACAGAUUAGGUUUAUACCACCAAAUUUAGACUUAAUAAUAGAAAAUCUGGGUGUGCCUUUUAAAGAGGUGUCAAAGGAAGCCCACUUGGACUUCCCUGUGGGUCCAGUGGUUAAGACCACGCUUCCACUGCAGGGGACAGGGGUUCCAUCCCUGGUGGGGGAACUAAGAUCCCGCAUGCCUCCGGGCCAAAACCCACUUGCGUCCCCUAACACUGUAGGAGUGCUGGGUAGGGAGUGUAGUCCACCUAGUGCGGGCCACCCGCUUGCAAAGGGAGCAGCCUCCCAGGUCUCCAGGCGCUGCGCGGCUGCAGACUACAUUUCCCGAAAGCCUUGGCGGUGGUGCGCUUCGGUUCCUGGUUUGACGUAUUCCGCCUCUGACUGGGGCGCUCGUGGGAGAGGAACGUGGCCCUGGCGCAUGCUAUAGUCAUUUUCGACAUGCGCAGAGGCGAAUGCGUGCCGCUUGGUGUUCGCUCCAUCUUAAGAAAGUGAAGAGGAGGCAAGAGCUUGACCGCGCGCGAGGUAUUUGCCCUGCACUCUGCUCCCGGGGCCAGGCUACGCUCCUUCCGUGGCCGCCACCAACCACCCACGCCCCAUGGCUAGAACACGCCAGACCGGGGCCUUGCGGUCUCUCCCCCACCCUGGCUCUGCCUAGUGGCCGGAAACUGCCAUCUCCUAUCACGUGAUCUGCUGGACAAUUUGGGGGGACGUUGAAUCAUAUGAGGUAGUCUAGGGGAAGCCGGCUACCAUGCUGUGAGGACACUCAAGCAGCCCUAUGGAGUGGUCUAAGAGGAGCUGAGGCCUCCUGCCAACAGUUAUUACCAACUUACCAGCCAUGUGAAGAAACUGAGGUCAGAGAGGUGAAACGAGCUGCCAGAGGUCAUGCAGAUGGCACAGGUUUACUGGCUGCCGCGCGCGGCCUCCGAGCCGUGCCGGGCAGGCUUCGGGGAAGCUGAAGUGACCUUGGAGGCGCGAGGCGCGGAGCUGGAGCGGAGCCGGGCGCGGGGGAAUGUAGUUUUCACGGACUGCCCUGGGCAAGAGUCGGCCCUGCUGACUGAUGAUGACUUCACUGUUCUGAACAACAAAACAGUCCAGGAAAGGAAAGCAUUGAAGAUCUCCCCAUCCAAACGUAUCUUGCGAAGACGCAAGAGAGAUUGGGUGGUCCCGCCAAUAUUUGUCCCUGAGAAUGGCAAGGGUCCCUUCCCCCAGAAGCUGCAUCAGCUCAAAUCUAAUAAAGACAGAGGCACCAAGAUUUUCUACAGCAUCACGGGGCCUGGGGCAGACAGCCCCCCUGAGGGUGUCUUCACCAUAGAGAAGGAAACGGGCUGGUUGCUGUUGAAUAAACCACUGGACCGGGAGAAAAUUGCCGAGUAUGAGCUCUUUGGCCACGCUGUGUCGGAGAACGGUGCCUCCGUGGAAGAGCCCAUGAACAUCUCCAUCAUCGUAACAGACCAGAAUGACCACAAGCCCAGGUUCACCCAGGAUGUCUUCAGAGGGAGCAUCUUGGAAGGGGUACUACCCGGCACUUCUGUGAUGCAGGUGACAGCCACGGAUGAGGACGAUGCCAUCAACACCUACAAUGGGGUGGUUGCUUAUUCCAUCCAUAGUCAAGAGCCAAAGGACCUCAUGUUCACGGUCCACCGGAGCACAGGCACCAUCAGUGUCGUCUCCAGUGGCCUGGACCGGGAGAGAGUCCCUGAGUACACACUGACCAUCCAGGCUACGGACAUGAACGGGGACGGCUCCAGCACCACGGCUAUGGCCAUAGUGGAAAUCCUCGAUGCCAAUGACAACGCUCCUGUGUUUCAGCCCCAGCAGUACGAGGCCCGUGUGCCUGAGAACGCAGUGGGCCACGAGCUGCAGAGGCUGACAGUGACCGAUCUGGAUGCCCCCAACUCACCGGCAUGGCAGGCUACCUACCGCAUCGUGGAAGGUGACAACGGGGACCAUUUUACCAUCACCACCCACCCUGAGAGCAACCAUGGUAUCCUGACAACCAAGAAGGGCUUGGAUUUCGAGGCCAAAAACCAGCACACCCUGUACGUUGAAGUGAUCAACGAGGCUCCCUUUGUGGUGAAGCUCCCAACCUCCACGGCCACCAUAGUGGUCCACGUGGAGGAUGUGAAUGAGCCGCCCGUGUUCGUCCCACCCUCCAAAGUCAUCGAGGUCCAGGAGGGCAUCUCCAUCGGUGAGCCUGUCUGCACCUACACCGCGCGGGACCCCGACAACGGGAGUCAGAAGAUCAGCUACCACAUCCUGAGAGACCCAGCAGGGUGGCUAGCAAUGGACCCAGACAGUGGGCAGGUCACUGCUGCAGGGGUCUUGGACCGUGAGGAUGAGCAGUUUGUGAGGACGAACAUCUACGAAGUCAUGGUCUUGGCCACGGAUGAUGGGAGCCCUCCCACCACUGGCACGGGGACCCUCCUGCUAACACUGAUGGAUGUCAAUGACCAUGGCCCGGUCCCUGAGCCCUGUCAGAUCACCAUCUGCAACCAAAGCCCUUUGCCUCAGGUGCUGAACAUCACAGACAAGGACCUGUCCCCCCACACCUCCCCUUUCCGGGCCCAGCUCACACACGACUCGGACAUCUACUGGACGGCAGAGGUCAAUGAGAAAGGAGACACAGUGGCCUUGUCCCUGAAGAAGUUCCUGAAGCAAGACACAUACGACGUGCACCUUUCUCUGUCCGACCACGGCAACAAGGAACAGCUGACAGUGAUCAGGGCCACCGUCUGUGACUGCCACGGCCACGUGGAGACCUGCCCCGAACGCUGGAAGGGGAGUUUCCUCCUCCCCAUCCUGGGUGCUGUCCUGGCUCUGCUGUUCCUCCUGCUGGUGCUCCUGUUUUUGGUGAGAAAGAAACGGAAGAUCAAGGAGCCCCUUCUGCUCCCAGAAGACGACACCCGUGACAACGUCUUCUACUACGGCGAAGAGGGGGGUGGCGAGGAGGACCAGGACUAUGACAUCACCCAACUCCACCGGGGCCUGGAGGCCCGGCCUGAGUUGGUUCUCCGCAACGAUGUGGCGCCAACCUUCAUCCCCACACCCACAUACCGUCCACGGCCAGCCAACCCAGAUGAAAUUGGCAACUUCAUCAUCGAGAACCUGAAGGCGGCCAACACGGACCCCACGGCCCCACCCUAUGACUCCCUGUUGGUGUUCGACUAUGAGGGCAGCGGCUCCGAUGCCGCCUCCCUGAGUUCGCUCACCUCCUCUGCUUCCGACCAGGACCAAGACUACGACUAUCUGAAUGAAUGGGGCAGCCGCUUCAAGAAGCUGGCAGACAUGUAUGGCGGGGGCCAGGACGACUAGGCCUCCCUGCCUGCAGCGCCGGGGGCCUAAACACCAGGCCCGCAGCUGCAUCUCCAAGGGGUCUCCGUCCCCACCUCGGCCGGGGACUUCGAAGCUUGUUGAGAAGUAGCCUUAGCAACUUGGAGGGAAGAGGCAUGACGUUAAAGGGGCAGGUUUCUAAGCCUUUCAGCAUGGAGGGACCCUGGCAGUUUGAUUUCAACAGUGAAAACCUCUUAGCCUCGGCCAGGGCUGCCGAAUUUCCGGGAGUCUCUCCCCUGCCGUAAGAUGCUCAGCCCUGUGUACCGGGCCUGGACCGACUCUGACUCCCCCAUGUUGACGUUCUCUCUGGAAUGGACCCUCCUCCUUAGAAAGAGGCCUCUUAUUGCAAUCUGGAUUUUUUUUUUUUUAAUGCUAUUUUCAAAAAGUUAGAACCAGGUCCUCAGCCGCCCCUGGGGUCCUCCAGAAGCCCAGGCCAGAGCUGCCUGGCUCAUGUGCCCUCAUGCGUUGCAUUUCUCUCUGAUGUCUGGGCCCCGAGGCCUCCUGUUUGAAUGGAUUACUGCGUUUUUAUACCGAGCGUGUUUAGGUGGUCCUUUAUUUUUUACUUUCCCUAUCGAGUGGUGUAGAGGAAGGGUGAUGACAAUGCUGUAAAUGUACUAGAACUUUUUUAUUAAAGGAACUUUUCCCAGA
Molecule: messenger RNA, 5851 nt
Organism: Delphinapterus leucas (beluga whale)
Lineage: Eukaryota; Metazoa; Chordata; Mammalia; Artiodactyla; Monodontidae
Source: RefSeq, a predicted model, not a curated record